Messenger RNA from Echinops telfairi (small Madagascar hedgehog), 2457 nucleotides. It is a transcript of the gene HSP90AB1, whose product is annotated as heat shock protein 90 alpha family class B member 1. Gene Ontology annotation, molecular function: disordered domain specific binding; ATP-dependent protein folding chaperone; ATP hydrolysis activity. The record is from RefSeq and is a predicted model, not a curated record. NCBI's taxonomy places the organism in Eukaryota, Metazoa, Chordata, Mammalia, Afrosoricida, Tenrecidae. Bases 20 to 2191 code for a protein of 723 amino acids. Gene Ontology annotation, cellular component: cytosol; perinuclear region of cytoplasm; protein-containing complex. The transcript has 11 exons. Gene Ontology annotation, biological process: protein folding; cellular response to heat; protein stabilization.
UCGUUCCCGAUUCUUGCAGAUGCCUGAGGAAGUGCACCAUGGAGAGGAGGAGGUGGAGACCUUUGCCUUUCAGGCGGAGAUCGCCCAACUCAUGUCCCUCAUCAUCAAUACCUUCUAUUCUAACAAGGAGAUUUUCCUUCGGGAGUUGAUCUCUAAUGCUUCUGAUGCCUUGGACAAGAUUCGCUAUGAGAGCCUGACAGACCCUUCCAAGUUGGACAGUGGAAAAGAGCUGAAAAUCGACAUCAUCCCCAACCCUCAGGAGCGCACCCUGACUCUAGUGGACACAGGCAUUGGCAUGACCAAGGCUGAUCUCAUCAAUAAUCUGGGAACCAUUGCCAAGUCGGGUACCAAAGCAUUCAUGGAGGCUCUGCAGGCUGGUGCGGACAUCUCCAUGAUUGGGCAAUUUGGUGUUGGCUUUUAUUCUGCCUACUUGGUGGCAGAGAAAGUGGUUGUGAUCACAAAACACAAUGAUGAUGAGCAGUACGCCUGGGAGUCUUCUGCUGGGGGCUCCUUCACUGUCCGUGCUGACCAUGGUGAGCCCAUUGGCCGGGGAACUAAAGUGAUUCUGCACCUCAAAGAAGACCAGACAGAGUACCUAGAGGAGAGGCGAGUCAAAGAAGUAGUGAAGAAGCACUCUCAGUUCAUUGGCUACCCCAUCACCCUCUAUCUGGAGAAGGAACGGGAGAAGGAAAUCAGUGAUGAUGAAGCCGAGGAAGAGAAAGGUGAGAAAGAAGAAGAAAAGGAUGAGGAAGAGAAGCCCAAGAUUGAAGAUGUGGGCUCAGAUGAGGAGGAUGAUAGUGGUAAGGACAAGAAGAAGAAAACCAAGAAGAUUAAGGAGAAGUACAUUGACCGGGAAGAACUAAAUAAGACCAAGCCCAUUUGGACCAGAAAUCCUGAUGAUAUCACCCAGGAGGAGUAUGGAGAAUUCUACAAGAGUCUUACUAAUGACUGGGAAGACCAUUUGGCAGUCAAGCACUUUUCUGUAGAAGGGCAGUUGGAAUUCAGGGCAUUGUUGUUUAUCCCUCGCCGUGCUCCCUUUGACCUCUUUGAGAACAAGAAGAAAAAGAACAACAUUAAGCUUUAUGUCCGCCGUGUGUUCAUCAUGGACAGCUGUGACGAGUUAAUCCCAGAGUAUCUCAACUUCAUCCGUGGUGUGGUCGACUCGGAGGACCUGCCCCUCAACAUCUCCCGAGAGAUGCUCCAGCAGAGCAAGAUCCUGAAGGUCAUCCGCAAGAACAUUGUCAAGAAGUGCCUGGAGCUCUUCUCUGAGUUGGCAGAAGACAAGGAGAACUACAAGAAAUUCUAUGAGGCUUUCUCCAAAAACCUGAAGCUUGGCAUCCAUGAGGACUCCACCAACCGGCGGCGCCUUUCGGAGUUGCUGCGCUAUCACACCUCCCAGUCUGGAGACGAGAUGACUUCCCUCUCAGAAUAUGUUUCCCGGAUGAAGGAGACCCAGAAGUCCAUCUAUUACAUUACCGGUGAGAGUAAAGAGCAGGUGGCAAAUUCUGCUUUUGUGGAGCGUGUGCGCAAGCGGGGCUUUGAGGUGGUCUACAUGACGGAGCCGAUCGACGAGUACUGCGUGCAACAGCUCAAGGAGUUUGAUGGGAAGAGUUUGGUCUCUGUGACCAAAGAGGGGCUGGAGCUUCCAGAAGAUGAAGAAGAGAAGAAGAAAAUGGAGGAAAGCAAGGCCAAGUUUGAAAAUCUGUGCAAGCUCAUGAAAGAAAUUUUGGAUAAGAAGGUUGAGAAGGUGACAAUCUCCAAUAGACUCGUGUCUUCGCCCUGCUGCAUUGUGACUAGCACAUACGGCUGGACGGCCAACAUGGAGCGGAUCAUGAAAGCCCAGGCUCUUCGGGACAACUCCACAAUGGGUUACAUGAUGGCCAAAAAGCACCUGGAGAUCAACCCGGACCACCCCAUUGUGGAGACGCUGCGGCAGAAGGCUGAGGCUGACAAGAAUGACAAAGCCGUCAAGGACCUGGUGGUGCUGCUGUUUGAAACAGCACUGCUCUCCUCUGGCUUCUCCCUUGAGGACCCUCAGACCCACUCCAACCGCAUCUACCGCAUGAUCAAGCUUGGCUUAGGCAUUGAUGAAGAUGAGGUGACGGCCGAGGAGCCCAGCACUGCUGUUCCUGAUGAGAUUCCCCCCCUCGAGGGUGACGAAGACGUAUCUCGCAUGGAAGAAGUAGAUUAGGCCAUUCUGCUCUGAAACCUUGUGCCCUCUGUAUAGUGUCCCCAUGACAUGAGUGACCCUAGCCCACCUGGGCUCUGCAACUGCUGUUAACUAGUGGUCCCUCCCCCCUCCUGUUCUUGUGUGUAAAGCAGGAUCUAAGGCCCUCACGCCCUGUUGUCCCCUCCUUUAUUUGGGAAUGGGGUUAAUGUUGUGUAUCCGUGAGGUUUUUUUGUUUAUUUUGUUCUAUUAAAGUGUGCAAAAUAAAGAAGAUGCCAUUUUAUACAGUU